This is a messenger RNA of Branchiostoma belcheri (Belcher's lancelet), 2595 nucleotides long. RefSeq lists its product as uncharacterized. The transcript has 2 exons. The record is from RefSeq and is a predicted model, not a curated record. NCBI's taxonomy places the organism in Eukaryota, Metazoa, Chordata, Leptocardii, Amphioxiformes, Branchiostomatidae. Bases 1 to 2595 code for a protein of 864 amino acids. Gene Ontology annotation, molecular function: protein binding.
AUGGCGAUAAAGCUGAUGGCAAAAGUCUCUUUGUUGCUGCUUAUGCAGCUGCUAGUGCCAUGUGUAGACGCAGGUAGCUGGCAGAGCUGCCGUGAAGUGCCCGUGGCGAAGUGUGGUGUAGGUGACAGCCGUAGCGAUGGUCAUGAGUACCGGUAUGAUAUUGGAGCGUACCAGUACAAGUGGACCAAGUACCCGUCCAAAGGAACAAGCUACAAAGGGCCCUUUAAUGGAUAUUUUGCUUUGAGUCAGGUGUUCCAGUCCUGUCAGAUUUGCUCAAACGAAACAAGGCCUACCCAGGGGGGUCCCACUCAGAACCCCUCGCCACAAAUGAGAACCAGCAUCAUGAUUGUUGGCAACAAUGUCGGAAAGCUUGGCACUGACAAGGCAGAGAUCCUCUCAAAGAUCCCAUGUGGUAGAAUGUGCAGGCUGUGGUUUGUGGAUUGUAACCUAACGGCAAUAGAGGUAGGGGCGUUUGCUAAGUUGCCACAGGUAUCUACCCUGGUCAUCUGGCGGAGCAAUGUCCAGACUCUGAAGAACGGCACGUUUGCUGGGAUGAAGGGUCUCGAGUAUCUGCUGCUCUUCGAGAACAACCUGACACAUCUGGAGGAUGGCUGCUUCCAUGGGCUGCCCAGGUUGUCCUACCUCAGUCUGGUGGACAACCAAAUCCUGACGCUGUCGCCAGGCGCGUUCCUGGGAGUGCAGCCACCCGGAUUUGACGUAAGUGCCAAUCACAUCACUAACGUAGAACCGGGGACCCUGCAGGCGAUCAAGCCCGUAGAAUAUGUCCGCGUUGUGCAGAACAAACUGCGCUCGAUCGACGCGGCAAUGUUCCAUGGGCUUGAGCGACUGGAGUACUUGAACCUGGAGGGUAAUAAAAUCUCCCACAUUGCUGAUGGCGCGUUCCACUCAAACACAAAAUUGAAUUCCCUAAACCUUGCAGAAAACAGGCUGACCUUUCUGUCUGGUAGUUGGUUCAAGCAAUCGUUUCCAGGCACUCUCGUCGUGUAUGGAAAUGGUGUUGCCGCCAUUGCACUGGAAGGGAGGGGGUUGUCUUACAAAAGAAUCUACAUGAGCAAUCGUCUGCGCUGUACAUGUGCAAAUGAUUGGCUGUACGAAAACGAGAGUGUCAAGGACCCGAAGUUCAAGUGGCAUUAUAUAGUCAACAUAGGCUCUCCCCAUCCAGCCAGCUGUCCCCCCUCGGUGCUGAUGCAAAACCUCCCCGCGCCAGUCUAUCCCAGCAACACACUGCCCUGCCCGCCACCGCUAGUGGAGAUCGUUACAGCCGAACGCAUUGCUGAUAACAAGUACAGGGCCAUUGGCAGGGUGUACUGGGAACAGCUGCCCCAAGUGUCCUGGACCUUCCCUGCAAACGACUCACGACACUCCUUUAACAUGACGUACGACAAAGACACGACCACACACGACAGUCUCCCGACAGGUAACCUAACCGUGAGGGUGGUGACCGCCCUAAAGGCUGAGGGGUGGGUGAAAUGCAAGGUACCAGAAUCAGGAAAUCACAGCCUGUGUUCAAACUACAUGGGGAAGUCCUGCUUUACCCUUUGGCUUGACACCACGGGCACCGAGCCCUUGUCCUUUGGGAACACCACAUGUACGGCUUCUUCCGAAACUGGCUCCCACACUGCCGUCUUUGUGGCAAGCGAGCGCGCACACUCUGACAUGACAACAGCGACAGAGAUACCUCUCACAAACAAGACACCACACUCGGCCAGUAUCCCCUCUACACCACUGCCCACUAGCACGACUCAUGGUGGCCUUGACGACACAUGCACAUGGUACAAGGUGUUGGCAGUUGCUGGCUGGUUACUGGCCGCUGUUGAGUGGCCGGUGAUUUUGUUCUGUGCCUGGUGUGUGGUUAGGAGUAGCAAAGCCCCAGGUAACGGCGCAGGUCCGGCUUCCCGCAGGUGGCCUUUGUCAGGUGGCAACUCGGAUGGCUCAAUGAUCAGCCCCUACGCUGAAGGUCGUUUCGAGGAUCACAACAGCUCGGGUGUUUCAGUGAUCAGCCCUUACGCUGAGGGUGGUUUCCAGGACCACCCUGAUUUGCGCAGGGCUUCUUCUUCCCGCUCAGAAGCCGUCCCGUACGGCCAGGCCAAGCUUGGCGCAGCGUACGCAGCCCGCCCCCGCGCGCAGACACACCCCGUGCCGUCCCGCCCGUACAGCGCAGAGCGCCCCCGUCAGGCACCAAACAGGGAAAGGGCUGGCUAUGGUCAAAAUGACGGCAAUAAAUCUGGCAAAAACUGCUAUCAGCACCCAGUCAUUCUGCCCAACCAGGGUGCUACAAAGCCCCCCAUCUACCAGCAGAAUGCAAGCACUGCUCUGCGUACCGGCAGGGCAGUUUGCUAUAAGUAUAACUCCCCAUCCCUAUCGGGUGCCACAAAGCCCCCUGCCUACCAGCGGAACGCAAGCACCCCUCUGCAUACCGGCAAGGCAGUUUGCUACAACUCCCCUUCCCUGUCGGGUGCCACAAAGUCAAACUCAAACUCAAAGUCCCCCACCUUCCAGCAGAAUGCAAGCGCCGCUCUGCGCUCCAGCAAGGCAGCUUGCUACAACUCCCCUUCCCUGGCCAGACUCAUCUAG